AUGGAUGUCAAAAUGGAGAAAAAGAUAAAGCACUACAGUAGCUACCAUAAGACACUGCUCGUCGGAGAGGGAGAUUUCUCCUUCUCACUUUGUUUGGCAAAGGCAUUUGGCUCUGCUUCCAACAUGGUAGCAACCUCCCUUGAUUCCAAAGAGUCAUUAAAAAGGAACUACUCACGAGCUUCAACAAACCUGAAUGAACUGGAGAACCUUGGUUGCACUAUUGUGCAUGAAGUGGACGCUCAUACCAUGGGAGGACACCCACUUCUCCAAAUGAAGUCUUUUGAUCGCAUAGUCUUCAAUUUUCCUCAUGCUGGCUUUCAAUAUUUCGAAGAUAGUUCGUGCCAAAUUGAUCGUCACCGGGGUUUGGUGCGGGGGUUUAUGAAUAGUGCAAAGAAGAUGUUAAGUAAAUUCGGAGAAAUUCACGUGACACACAAGACAGCCUACCCUUUCAGUAAGUGGGAAAUAGUGAAGCUGGCAAAGAAAGUUGAUUUGUUCUUGGACGAGGAGGUGCCGUUUGUAAUAUGGGAUUAUCCAGGUUACAUUAAUCUUAGAGGAUCCGGAUAUAACUGCGAUGGAACUUUUCCUAUUGGUGCUAGCAGCACCUUCAAAUUCAAAAAAGAUUGA
Messenger RNA from Gastrolobium bilobum, 624 nucleotides. RefSeq lists its product as uncharacterized. Gene Ontology annotation, biological process: rRNA base methylation. Lineage: Eukaryota; Viridiplantae; Streptophyta; Magnoliopsida; Fabales; Fabaceae. Bases 1 to 624 code for a protein of 207 amino acids. Gene Ontology annotation, molecular function: rRNA (uridine-N3-)-methyltransferase activity. The transcript is spliced from 3 exons. Gene Ontology annotation, cellular component: cytoplasm. The record is from RefSeq and is a predicted model, not a curated record.